UCUAGUUGUUUGGGAUCCGCAAUACUGCAGAAGAAGACAUGUAACAACAACAACAAAAAAAAAAAAAACAGGAAAUGUCACUUUCCUUUCGCCAGUUAUGCUAGAUCAGUUUCAUACGACAAACCGUAUGGACGUCAUAUUAAUAGUUAGUUUCCGGAUGUAGCUAGUGUAGUUUUAAACUGGCUAGCUCACCUGCUGAGUGCUGUGAGUUAUGAUACGGUAACUGGCUCUUCACGGACAUGCCGAAGUCCAAAGGAUUACUUGACUUCUGAAUGCAUCUACCAUGUGUUUGUUAACAAAACAUGACAGGGAGUUGCUUGUCAACGUUACAUCUCUGUAUCAUGUUUCUGUAACUUAGUGGUCUAGCAUGACCUGAUUUUAAUUCGGUUGGAAUCUCGUCGGGGUUUUUUUUUUUUUUUUUAAUGAAAGAAGAGACAUGGGCGAUGUGAUCGUUCUCAGCUCCGACAACGAUGAAGAGGACUCUGAUGUGGAGAUAGUCGGCUCUUACAGUCACUUCAUGAGUAGAGGUGACCCACUGCCCCUCACAGCGGUGCGAGUAGACGUUGAGUCUUUGAACGUCAACGUCCCCACGGGUUAUAUUAACCUCACGGAUCCAAGAUGGACUCUUCCAGACCUGAAGGUGCACAAAAGAAAAAAUUCCACAUCCUUGGCAGUGAUGGACCUGACUGAGAUUGUGACGAAAGAGGAGUCAGACAAUUUGCCUCCAAACUACUGUCAAAUGAAGGAAGAAAGUAAAAAUAAAAUUCAUACUUUAAACGAACAAGAUUUUAACAUACAGAAGAGCCCUUCAAGUGACUCAACUGCACUACAGGAAGACUGUUUGAACCUAAAGCAGAGGCAGAUAUGUUUGGAUUCUCAAAGCCACCAAAAGCAGACCACCAAAGAAAAUCAUUGUGUGCCAACUAUAAAAUUAAAACGGAUGCCUUUUCUUGAAACUCAUGUUAAAGACCUGAAGAUGCCAAGUCGUUCUGUAUCCUUAACCAAAGAUCCUAUGCAAAUGUCACCGAACUUUAUUCAACAAGGUAUUACCAGUGAAACACCAGAGUGCAGCAAAGAUCUGAGGACAACUUCUGUAUCAAAUAGUCUCCAUACAGAACCCCUACUUGACAAUUCACUUUCUCAGACUAUUAUUUCUCCUGUCAGAAAAAAACAAGAAGAACUUCCAAGCAAGCCGUUAAAUGUUGAAAUGUCUCAGCGUGUACAGAGCCCUACUGACUUUGCCUUCGGAGAUUCGAGGGAGAACAGCACUUUUGACACAAGGGAUGACCUUUGCUCAGACAUUUUUAUUGACUCUUCAUCAGUCCCUUUUUCACCUUUUAAAGAAACACAUGAUCCCUUUCAAAGUCAGGUCCUCUCCUCUGAUCCAGAAAAACUGAUAUCAGAUAAAGCAGACUCUGCACAAAGUGUUCUCUCUAAUCACUCACCCCUCUACUCUACUGCUACCAGACUGAACCUUUCUGAGCACACUGACCUCAACUGUCUGCCCAAAACAAGUCCCCAAACUCUGAACUUCAAGAGCGAAGUUGACGCAGCGCCCACCUCUGGUUAUACAUCAGCUGAGAAUAUGUAUAAAUGGCAAAUGAAGACGGUUAAGGUUGAUGAGGCAUCAAACAGUUCUGACCUCCUGGACUGGAGCAUCCCCUGUGAACCUCUUUUGUCUGUGCCUAAAACUGAUGACAUGGAUAGCAGAUCGGGGAGCUGGCAAUAUGAACAGGAUCGAGGCAUUGACAGCCCAGUGCCUUAUACUUGGCAAGAGGUAAACACAGAGAGCAGAUUUGAUGAGGACUUCAGGGCAGCCAGUCGUGACGACAGACAUUUUGUGUGCCCAGUUACACUCAAGAAAAUAAUGUCCGGACCAGCUCCAGCCCUGACGGUUGAGAAAGAAGAAGGAUUUAGAUCUCCAAAGUUGCUAUGUCGUCAGAGCCUGAGCCUGGUUUACAGUACCAUUGAUGAGAACUACCCAGAGGGCACUUUGCAGCUCCUGUCUGACCUUCUACAGCCUGGUUUCUACCCUCCCAGGGAUAUCACAGUCCACCUGAUGAAUGGCAUUCUGCUCGACCCAAAGUGUCCUUAUCAUCUGUGUGUGCAGGCCUUUAGUCUGCUGAUGAGGACACAGAGACAUCACAUUGCGGAUAAUUCGAGAGUUCCAUGGGAUUGGGAGCUGUUGACCACAUGCAUGAUUAAUCAGGACAACAUGAAGAGACAUCAGACUGACGUCUUGCGCAUGCUCCUGGAGUAUGUUGUGCAGACUUUGGAGGAUGACUUCAAGGCCAAACAUUCUUCCUCUACCCUACAACACUCCAUCGCGAAGGCAACACUGUCAUGUGAUAAGCAGUUCCCUCGUGUCAAGGAUGUCAUCAAGUGGCUCUUCACAGCCAUCGUGAAAUCAACAGAGAAUGGAGAGAGUAGAGAAGCAGCCAGAGAAAGAGAUGAACAAAUGAGAAUCGUCUACAUCCUCCAGAGGAUGCUGUCCUUGGCUCUGGAGGUGGACCGCUCUCCAGCGCUCACCUCUGCCAAACUGUCCCAGGAGCUAUUCCUUAUGCUCAUUGGCAGUGUGCACAUACGAGCACACAGGAUGUUGUUGCUGGAGUGCCUGCAGAGUAAACUGCUGAGAUGUAAGCUGUUGGAACAUCUGUUGGACUAUGCUUGCCCACUGAAAGUCUCUGUACCCAUGUCGCUCAGUCUUUUGCUGCAUUUUCUGAAGCACUGCACUCUGGUUCCUGACCCAAUGGACGGAACUGAAAGGUGGAAGAGGUGGGAAGAGUUGGUCCAUCUUCUCUGGAUGUUGCUGCUCAGCUACAACAAAGCAAUGAAAGGAUAUCUUUGCAGCUCAGUGGUGGAACAAAGCGGCAGAGUUGGCACAACGGUCUUCAAGCAGGAUGAUAUAGUGUCCAAACCUGCAGUUCAUGAAGCUAUAAAGGCCUUUCUAUCAAGAUCCCAGGAAGACCUCGGCCAGGCCUUACCUCUCCAUGUUGAGGAGUCCCUCACUUAUCUACAGGAUUACCUGCUAGAUGUCUGUCAGUCUUGAUUAAAAACACUUGUUGAUGUUUUUUUUUUUUUCCUUUCCAAUCUGCAUUGUGUUAAUUUAAUAUUUAUAUAUAUUUUUUAGAUUGGAUUUUUAAUAUUUUUUAAAUAAAGGCUGGGCCUGGCUGAAUUCUUGUUCUUGAAAUAUAAA
Molecule: messenger RNA, 3196 nt
Organism: Labrus bergylta (ballan wrasse)
Lineage: Eukaryota; Metazoa; Chordata; Actinopteri; Labriformes; Labridae
Gene: simc1
Product: SUMO interacting motifs containing 1
Molecular function (GO): SUMO polymer binding
Source: RefSeq, a predicted model, not a curated record